UAUUGAAAGGGAACAACUGAUGGGCGGUUUUUGAGUAUCCCAUUUUCCCAUUAUCCAGCCGCAUCGUAUUUAUCGAUGACCGACCAACAACUCUUUCCCUUGCAUUAGUUUUCCCUUACGUAAGCUUUGGUUGCGAUGCAUGCAGAAAAAAAAACCACAUCUCCAUGCUAUCCACCAACAACAGCAAUUAACUUAUAGCCAAGCCCAAGCUAUAGACAGGGUCUUCCCCUCCCCCUUUAAAUGUUGCAGUUGGUGUAGGUAGCUAUCUGCCAUCCUCCAAACUACACUCAAAUAACCCUCCGACAAAGAAUUAAAAAAAAAAAAAAACGAAAAACCAAAGAAUUAAAGGGUCUUUUUCAAUUUUCCUGGAAGUUUUCUUUGUAAAUCUCUCUCAGGGUUUUCUUCUCAGCUUCCAGGGUCGUGACUUUUGUUGAAGAUCAAGUUACUGUAUUUGUUUUGAAGAGAAAAACAGAAAGAUGGAUCCGACCCUCGAUUCCAAGCUUGUUUCUCAACCUGUUGAGGUGGAAAACAGGAAAAAAUCAGGUGGUGAUGAUGAUUAUGAUCAGGGCUUGAACAAGGCUAAAAGACGGUAUGUUUUGGUGUCGUACAAAGUGCUCCCGGAGUACAUGAAGGACAACGAGUUUAUACUGAAUUAUUACAGGGCUAAUUGGUCUCUCAAGGAAGCUCUUUUUAGCAUCUUUCGUUGGCAUAACGAAACACUUAAUGUUUGGACGCAUUUGCUUGGGUUUUUUCUAUUUUUGGGAUUGACCAUGGCAAAUUUGAUGCAAGUGCCACGAGUGGCGGAUCUAAUUAUCUUCUUAAUCAGGUCAUUUCCUAUUGGUGGCGACACCAAUGUUUCUCACGAUUCUAAAGACCUCUUUCGGGGAACAAAAAAUCUCAUUGAUUUGAAGCGAAUAACAACCUCGGAAUUGGAUAUUACCCUUCCGGCGACGCCUGUUACACGGUGGCCAUUCAAUGUAUUCUUAGGCGGCUCCAUGUUCUGCCUCUUAUCAAGCAGUAUUUGCCACCUAUUUUCUUGCCAUUCACACCAUCUAAACCUUAGAUUGUUGCGAAUUGACUAUACCGGGAUCACUACCAUGAUCAUCACAUCGUUUUUUCCUCCAAUCUACUACAUUUUUCAAUGCGAUCCACAAUGGCACUUUGUCUACCUUGGUGGAAUCACAGCUCUAGGCUUGUUCACCAUUGUAACACUGCUGUCACCGACCUUGUCAACUGGCAAAUUUCGUGCAUUUCGAGCUUUACUCUUUUCUUCCAUGGGGCUCUUUGGCAUUGUCCCUGGAAUCCAUGCUACAAUUGUCAACUGGUCUAAUCCGCGUCGCAAUGUCACUCUGGCCUAUGAGUCUGCCAUGGCCAUAUUCUAUUUGACAGGGACCAUGUUCUAUGUUAGCCGAAUUCCAGAGAGGUUCAAGCCUGGAUGGUUUGACUUAGCAGGGCAUAGUCAUCAAAUAUUUCACAUUCUCGUAGUGAUGGGUGCAUUGGCUCAUUAUGGUGCUUCUCUUGUAUUUUUAGAGUGGCGUGAUCAUUAUAGCUGUUAAAAGUUUAUGCAUCACAAAAAUGUAUAUGUUCUUCUGUCUCACCAGAAUGUGGGUUUAUGUUUGUUUCAUUUAUUAUAGUUUUUUUCUCUUUUGUGAGGUUGGGGGUCUUGCGAUUUAUGUUUUAUGACGUUCAGGUACUUUCUCUAAAUGUACAUCAAUGAUAGAUAGCAUCUUCAUGAAGAAAAAGCUAUCAGUAGGGCAGAAAUAUACAAAGAAUCAUACUUGAAAUU
Molecule: messenger RNA, 1786 nt
Organism: Durio zibethinus
Lineage: Eukaryota; Viridiplantae; Streptophyta; Magnoliopsida; Malvales; Malvaceae
Product: heptahelical transmembrane protein 1-like
Biological process (GO): response to hormone
Cellular component (GO): membrane
Molecular function (GO): signaling receptor activity
Source: RefSeq, a predicted model, not a curated record